Ectocarpus siliculosus is the source of this 1775-nucleotide messenger RNA. Lineage: Eukaryota; Phaeophyceae; Ectocarpales; Ectocarpaceae. The record is from the annotation of a GenBank genome assembly.
AUGCCGAGACAGACCCACAAAGAGCAUUCUUUUCGCGGCCACCACGCAGACACACCUCGUCACCCAUCGCCUCUUUGCGUGGUUCGCCGAAAACACCAAGCAAGAACGAACGAAGCAGUUAGUUGGACAGCAGCAGGAGAUACGCAGACGACGAAGAAGACGUGCUACGACGGACGGACGCGGCUGACAGCUCACCCUUUUCUUUCUUCUUUUCACGGCGAAGCCUCGCCAUAUUUGUGCGGACACCUCAUUAACUUCUCUUCUGGCGUCGGGCGACAGACCUCUUCUGUUGAGCCAAAGGCCAAGGACGGCGCGGCUGGGGGAGCUACGAAGCGAUGGCGGAAGGGGCGCUUCUCCCGAGUUACACAACUCUCACGGGGGCUUGGGUGCUGGACGUCCGACUCGAUGGAAGACUACCUUCGACUGUUACUGGACAAUCCCGAGCCUGCCAUCGAAGCACAGGCGGCCGGAGAGCAGAACACACAGAGCCGGAACGCCAUCAUGCUGAACGAAACCCACCUGGUCAUCUACAAGCGCACAGCAGCAAAUCACUUCACCGAAACCUUCGAGCUAGGAAUGGAGAAGGCUGUCCAAAACGCUGCCGGUUACAUCAAGCGGUCCACCGCGUUCCUCAUCGAUGACGGGCUGCUGACGGGCUACUUUGUUGCGAUCAGCACCAUGUCUGCCGAAGGCCGCAGCUUGUCUUUGGUCGACGCGCGCCGACUCGAAGAAGGGGGACACGCUCACGCCCAGGAGCUUAGCGUGAGGAACAACACGACCGGUGAGACGUGCACCAUAAUGCGCACGUGGAUUCGCGUGCCGAUGACCAGCUCCGACGUGGGGCGGCUGGGGCGGCAUCUCGCCGAAUGACAGCGGCCGAAAGGAAAAUGGUCGUCCCUCUUGACGAUUUCCUCCUCUCCGUUACUUUCUGCCCCCCCUCCUAUUCUCCGUGCGAGGGAUAACUGACCUGACUGCGUGGUGGGAUUGUUUUUACAUGUCACUUGCGUCGCUGCCGUUGUCGGUGAAUAAGAUCGUUUGGCACGUGUAUGCGCGUUGUAAGGAAUGAAACACGAAGCUGUGUGACCGCGUGUUAUGGUUCCUCUGUGUGAAUAUUGGUGGACGUGGUGUGAUCAUUGUUUACUACGAAGUCUACCGCCGGAAGCAUAUUUUUGAGGCUAUAGUAAGAGAUCGUAUUUGUUGACCGCAUCAUCCCUCCUUGUGAUUUGUUGUUCUUCCCGCUCGAUUCCACGCAAUGGUGUUGUUGUUGUUGUUGUUGUUGUUGUUGUUGUUGUUGUUGUUGUUGUUAGUUUUGUUGUUGUCGCCUUCACCUAGUAAUCGGCUUUUACCAAGUGAGUGCUCUCCCCUCCUCAAGGCUAAGAAACGUCCCAAGCUGACCCAUUAGCAGUGUUGGUCAGCCUGGCGCCUGGCUUGUUUCUUCACGGGUGGGUAUGAUCACCCCUCUACUCGCUAUGAAAUAUCUUCCUUUGUCGUCCUUAUGCGUACCCACGCGUGUACAGCCAUUCGUUCCUUCCUAGGCUGACCCCCAUCAACCUGUGCUGCUGCUUACGCAGCCGGUGGCAAUUCGAGGGCCUUAGGGUUUAGGAGCCCCCAUGCAGACGCAAGAAUUCGGCGGUUGUGUGUUUUAGUAUCCCGAUAUGAGGACCUUCGUGUACUCACGUGCCAGUUAGACCAAGGGUUCCCGCUCUGUUGGCGUGGCGAAGGCUCGUGCGUAUGCUGUGUUGUAGUAUGGUCUAUGGGUGUAGUAAGAGGACCCC